Musca vetustissima is the source of this 2100-nucleotide messenger RNA. RefSeq names its product OTU domain-containing protein 5-A (gene Duba). The record is from RefSeq and is a predicted model, not a curated record. Gene Ontology annotation, molecular function: cysteine-type deubiquitinase activity; K63-linked deubiquitinase activity. Bases 1 to 2100 code for a protein of 699 amino acids. The transcript has 5 exons. Lineage: Eukaryota; Metazoa; Arthropoda; Insecta; Diptera; Muscidae. Gene Ontology annotation, biological process: protein deubiquitination.
AUGACCAUAAAACCUGUAGUUGCUGCACCCCAAAAACGUACGGGUAAUACUGCGUCCGCUGGUGGAGCCGAUGGUGACAAAAAGGACACCCACACCGUGUCCAAUGUGGGAGAUGCAGCCUCAUCAUCGAAUCGCGGGUCCAAUGUUCAUUCUCAUCGUAAUGUGGUAAUAGAUAACCAUGGACAGAGCCCCCAGCGUAGAGUAGAUGUCUAUGAUGAUCUAACUCGGCAUCGUCGUAGUCCCCACAAAACGAAUCGCAAUAAGCGACGUGAUCACUUGGCCGAACAUCAUCAUCACAAACGUGAAAGGGUGUCGGAUAAACACAAUUUGGUGCCCAAGUGUAAUAGUCCUCAUGGUGCUGGUGUCAGUGGAGGUUCGGUUGGCGGUGUGGGUGUCAGUGGUGUGGCAGGUAUUGCUGGUACAAGUUCCUCUUCGAUAACGGGUGUCAAUUCAUCCACGGCCAAUAAUGCAAUUUCUCAUGCAUCUCCCGUGGGGGGUAAUAAUUCUCCAGAACAUCAUACAUCGGGUUCUCAAGCAUCAACUGUGGCCCAGGCUGCCAGUGGCCUCUUGAAAGCUAUUGAAGAUACCUUUUCGGGUUAUAAUUCAGGCGAUGAGCACUUACAGCCAGCCGAGGCGAAGACAACGGCCGAUGAAUGGCAGCGUAAAGAUGAACAAUUUGCCAAAUGUAUGGCUGAUCGUGGUUAUAUUUUGAAACAGGUCGAAGAGGAUGGUGCCUGCCUGUUUCGGGCCAUAUCUUUGCAGAUCUAUGGUGAUGAAGAGAUGCAUGAUGUCAUACGGCAGCAUACAAUGGAUUAUAUUUACAAAAAUCGUGAAUACUUCAGCCAUUUUGUCACCGAGGACAUAAACAACUAUAUAAAACGCAAACGACGUAAGGAGUCCCAUGGCAAUCACAUUGAAAUUCAGGCCAUGUCGGAAAUUUAUAGUCGUCCUGUUGAGGUCUAUUGCUAUAAGCCAACUCCCAUAAAUAUUUUCAAUUCGGAACAACUGAAUAAUGGCUAUGCCCCAUUACGUUUAUCUUAUCAACGAGGCUCACAUUAUAAUGCCAUUUUGGAUCCAUAUAAUGCUACAGUGGGUGUAGGUCUAGGUUUAGCUGGUUAUAAACCCGAACUACAAACAAAAGAAGCUGUACGCCUUAGCGAACAAUUGGAAAUUGAACAGACAAUGUUUGAGGAUAAACUUAAGACCACAGAUUGGGAAGCAACCAAUGAAGCCAUCGAGGAACAAAUAGCACGAGAAUCUUAUCUGCAGUGGUGUCGUGAGAAUUUACAGAAAACCAGAAAUCAAACAGCAAAUACAGCCUCAACAUCGGCCACAGUGACAUCAGGGCAGGCAGCAUCCGAUUGUGAGGCUUCACCAUCAAAGUAUGCCAAUAGCCAACGUGGUAUGGGUAAUAAUAGUACAGUCACAGCAUGUUCCUCAUCCUCGUCGUCGUUGGCACAGCCACAAAUUGCAGAGAACACAAAUCAAAAUUUGGAGCAUAAAUUUGCCACCUCCUGUGGUUCUUCACCCAAACAUUUGAUGGCCACAAAGAAGACGGAGGAAAUGGGUUAUGAUAGUGAUGAUACAGAUAUAAGUAGUACUAGUUCAACAGGAGGUGGUGGUAAUUGUUCGCCCUCUUCAACGAAGUCUAGGAGUAAAAAAUGCAAAUCAAAAUUGUCAAACACAAAACAGGGCAAGAAACGUAGACGAGAUCAACAGACAAAUGCGGAUAGUUGUAAUAAUCCCUCUCUACCUCAUAAAAGUCCCAAAUAUGAUACAUGCAACAGAUCGAUGACACCCGACUAUGAACAACAAAAACCCUGCACCUCUAAACAAUCUCAUUCUCCGGACAAAGAAAAGAGCACUGCCUCUGUCACUGCAUUGUCUACCUCGGCUGCCUCAUCAUCAUCAUCAACGACAACAUCGGCUAGAGCGAAAGAAGAAACCACAAGUAAUUUCUAUCAGGAACUAUUAGAGGCUUCGUAUGCAAGUGAAGAUUUUGGCCAACUUACUGAAUCGGAAAUGUUACAACGAGCAAUACAAAUGUCCACCCAGGAUUACAUAGAAGAUCAAAAGCGUAAAUAUCUCUAUGGACCAUAA